Molecule: messenger RNA, 3356 nt
Organism: Lates calcarifer (barramundi perch)
Lineage: Eukaryota; Metazoa; Chordata; Actinopteri; Centropomidae
Gene: dnajb12b
Product: DnaJ heat shock protein family (Hsp40) member B12b
Exons: 9
Coding region: 187-1293 (368 amino acids)
Biological process (GO): cellular response to misfolded protein
Cellular component (GO): endoplasmic reticulum membrane
Molecular function (GO): Hsp70 protein binding
Source: RefSeq, a predicted model, not a curated record
GCCGACGCUGUCUUCAUGUCGUGCAACCAGGGCUAACCCAUUUCCAAAUUCUCCAGACACUCGGCAGCAGAAACGAUCUCACAGCUGAUGUAUUUAUGUCACAGGCACUGACACUAUUUGCAGCAUCCACAUGACGGCAUCAGCAGGCGCCUUUAUUUACUUCUGGUCCAGUUAGCCCCCGCUGCAAUGGAGGUAAACAGGGACGAAGCGGAGCGCUGCAUUGACAUUGCAAUUGCGGCGUUAACCAGCGACCAGCCGGAGAAGGCGCAGAGGUUCCUGGAGAAGGCGCAGAGACUCUUCCCGACAGAGAAAGCCAAGGUACUGCUGGACCAUAUAUCAAAGAAUGGAUUUACACCCAGACAUGGCAACUCAGAGUUCAGUGGGACCUCGGGGCCUCGACAGCGGCAGACCACCGCAGGUGAGAAUAUGAGACCCGAAGAAAAGCCUUCAGAGACCUCGAAAUCCUACACGGCAGAUCAGCUGGAAGCUGUGAGGAGGAUAAAACAAUGCAACGACUUUUAUGAAAUUCUCGGAGUCCAGAAGGAUGCCUCUGAGGACGAACUCAAAAGAUCAUACAGGAAACUUGCUUUGAAAUUCCAUCCGGACAAGAAUCAUGCUCCAGGUGCUACAGAGGCAUUUAAAGCUAUUGGAAAUGCAUACGCUGUCCUGAGUAACACUAACAAAAGACGGCAGUAUGAUCAAUGUGGAGAGGAGAAGAGACAUCCCUCAAGACAUGGCCCAGACAAUGGGAACUUCGAGCCAGAUAUUUCCCCUGAAGACCUCUUCAAUAUGUUCUUUGGAGGAGGUUACCCAUCAAGUAAUGCUAAUAUGUACGCUAACGGGCGGAUGCGUCAUCAAAGGCGAGAGAGAAGAGAGCGACAGCGAGAUGGAGGUCUUGCUCUCUUCGUGCAGGUCAUGCCCAUCCUCAUCCUGGUCAUUGUGUCAGCUCUCAGUCAGAUCAUGGUCAACAGCCCCCCCUACAGCCUCAGCUUCAGGCCGUCAGCGGGCUACACACAGAAGAGGCUGACUGAGAACCUGAAGGUGCCAUAUUAUGUGGGGGAGCAGUUCUCCAAAGAGUUUAAUGGAAUGAAUCUGAAGAAUUUGGAGCGGACAGUGGAGGAUGAUUAUAUUUCCAACCUUCGCAACAACUGCUGGAAGGAGAAACAACAAAAGGAAGGCAUGCUAUACAGAGCUCGCUAUUUUGGAGACACUGACCUGUACCAAAGAGCGCAGAGGGCUCGCACACCGAGCUGUGCCAAGCUGUCCGAGCUCACAGCGUCAUUACACGGUUGAGGCUGCUUUCAUGCUUAAAAGUUUCCAGAAUCAACACAGAAUACUGGCUGUAAAUAGACGAGCUUUAACAAUCUGGAGACUUCAAACGUCAAAACAGCACCAAUCUUGCAUCAAACUGACCACACAAGCUGGUUGAAACUAUAAGUUUUAGUAUGUGAAAUUUAAAUAUAAUGUUAAUAUAAUGAAAAAGCCACUUAAAAUAGCCUGUCCUCCCGACAAGAUGCGGGUUCGGAAAACGUCCGAGCGCCAGUUUUGACUGCAAGCCAUGAUGCUUGAAGAGGUCACACUAAGGUUUUUGCGAGAACAAAAUAUGAAACCAGAUCGUAGCGAGGUUAGAUACUGUCGUACGGAUGUUAUUUAUGUAGCAGUUGAUUAGAUAUCACAGUGAAUGCUUCCUCUUUCAUUUUAUGCAGUUAGAUCAGUAGAGGAGAUGAGUUUGAGUGGUGAUUGGCUGAUUUGACGUCAAAUGCACAUUCUGAAACUAUGCAGGAAUAAUGUGAAACCUCUGAUGAAUACACACUCAUGUCUCUGGUUUGUCAGACAUAUGAACACUGAGAUUUGUCUUCGUUCUUCUUCUGAUGUGUUUGAAAACAGUUAGGAAAUGUCCCUUUACACUUUUCCUCUUUUAACUGUAUUAAAUUAUAUAAUGUAACUUAAUGGCACUUUACAAUAAAUGCCAAGAGAAGGAGAGACGUGCCUAUCCACAAAGUGGAGCUUUAACAGGUUCUAGUUUUGGAGUGUAAUGUCUCAUCUGUUGGAGAAAGCAGUCUUUGUCACACUUUUUAUGUUUACACUAUGCUAUUUAUUCUUUGUAUGAUCAGUUGUUUUAAAAAACAUUUAUCAGACUAAGAAGCCAGUACAGAUCUUGCUCACUUUUUCCACCCUGUUUUUACUCCCAGAUGAAAAAUAAAUAUGGAUGCCUAAAAACGUGUUGGAAGUGACUGACUCAUCGCUCUGAGCAGAACGAGCACAGAACGUUGAAAACAAAAGCUCAGUCAGCACAUUUGGCACAUAAAAACUCUGCCGGCUGGCUGACUGAGAGUGGGAACUGGAAACAUGGCUCUGCGCACGUUCACAUUUUGGUAAGACGUGCGGCAUGUGCCCGAGAGGCAGGAGCUGCAGCGUCACAUUCUUUAACCGCAAAUGUACUCAGCUGUUUUUGCACAUCCGAUCUCUCAUCUUGACUCACAGUUUGCAUUUGCGUAUGGCAUAUUUGUGCCUGUCAGCUGAUCUAUAUGACAGUAUAGCUGAACAUUAUUCCUCAUUGCAACAAGUAUCUUAGUAUUGGUAUGGUUUGAUAAAGAAUGGGUGUGCAGUUUCAUAUAUGUGUUUGUAUUUUAAGCAGAACGGAGCACACUUUUUCCAUUAUUUCUGAACCUGGAUUUAAAACUGCAAGUGAGUUAUCUGGAUCUGUCAAGUUUCAUGAAAUAGGACAAUAGAGAAGAGAAUUAUUAAAAAAAAUAAUUUAUUUGGAAUCAUGAAAAGUACAAAAAACAGUGCAAUGUUAUGCGUAUUUGAAUAUCAAAUAAAUAAAGUUGAAAGCAGGACAUGUCUACACAGAUACAAGAUCAAGUUACAUUUGAAGUAAAGAGCCACAGCCUACACAUGUAUACUGCACAAGGCAAGCACUGGAUGGGCCUUUGCACUUGAAUUCAAGCAGUCACUAAGGUCCCUAACGGUUCACUUAUAGUACAAUUCAUCGCUUUGAAUACAAUUCGGUUAAUUGCCUUAUAUAAAAAGAAAGAACACAAUGGUUUUCAAUGACUAUAACCAUAUAGCUAGCUGCCAUUGUAUGUUUCAAUAGAAACUGAGGUACACACUUCAAUACUUGCUAAAAAAUGCCUAUUUACCAGAUAUAGCGUGAUGGUUACACAUUGUAAAUUGAAAAUCUGAAUGUCAGUGAGGAGCAAGCAACACCUGCUCCAGGUACCAUAAACUUCAACUCCCUUACAGUAGGAAUAAUAGGCUACAUCAUGUCAAAGUCCAUCCUUUCACUUCAGAAGGCAUCACACAUACAGUAAUAGUAAUAAGGCCCUUCUGUGAUUAAAUGGGCAUUUUAAAAA